AUGCCGAAGCAACCCCGCCCCAGCCGCCUGCGCCGUGUCCUCACCGCCGCCGGGGCUGCUACCGUCGCUGGUCUUGUGCUUUUCUCCGGCCGCCAGGCGGUACUCUCCAAAGCCCCCGUCUUCUCGCCGGGCCUGUUCCCCGGCGGCCUCGCCGUCGAGAGCUGGCCGCUGCCUCAGGAGCUGCUUCGCCCGCCGACCUUCCUGUUUCCGCACCCGUCGGAAGCCGACAUCGAUUUUGCCCUCCCGCGCCGCCUGUUGCCGCUCCGCCCCCACUCGCAGCCCCAGCACGACGUCUUCCUCCCUGAUGAAUCGGAUGCCGCGGUCUUCCCUGAUUCCGAUGCCGUCCUGCUCCCUGACUCCGAGGUCCUGGUCCUGGCCGACGAGCCUGUGGACGACGCGAUCUGUGCCUUCCAAGGUGGUGCCUCGUCCCCGGCGCGUGCUCUCGGGACGCUGCCAGGCCCCGGACGCCAGGCCUACCUCUGCGCCAUGCCUGAAACAGAGCAGAGCAUCCAGCCGCUCCAAGCGCCCCUGCUGCUUUCCGCCUCCUCCUCCGCUGACUCCCCCGCCGCCGCCCCUGCUGAUCUCCCUGUCCGCCCGAUGCUCAACUGGAGCAACCGCCUAGUCUUCGACUCUGCUGUUCUCGACGGAGGCGACGUCCUUGUCUUCGCGAAAGGUGUCAUCCGCCGCCAGUGGGCAAACACAGCCAAUCCCCCAGUCCAGUGCGUGUACCGUGGCCAUGAUGAUGGCGCGUCGGCCUCCCUCCCAGCCAUCACUGCGGCGCAACAAGUAGCCAGGUGCCCCCCUCCACCGGCUCUUCUUACUUCCCACAGCAACACCCAGCUCCGAGUCACACUGUCUGUCAUCGGCGAGGAGCCCAUCCCCUCCCUUGCGAUAUACCGUCCACAACAAAGUGACCUUGCAGCAGUAGCGCCACCUACGAGAAACAAUAUCUGUGCCUGCACAAUGGUGCGGAAUGUCUCAAAGUUUCUCUGCGAGUGGGUACUGUACCAUGACGCUCUGGGCGUCGACCAGUUUUUCUUGUACGACAAUGGAAGCGAGGAUAAUUUGGCGGGUAAGGUGGCUGACUUGAGGUCCACAGGAGUCAACAUUUCCACCGUGGCCUGGCCUUGGACAAAAACGCAGGAAGCUGGCCUUUCCCACUGCGCCGCAGUGCACCAAACAUCGUGCCAGUGGAUGGCAUUCGUUGAUGUCGACGAGUUCAUCUUUUCUCCGGACUGGAAAAAUUUAGAGAGUCCCUCGAAGUCCAUGCUUGAAGCACUUGUCUCGGUUGACCCACAGAUUGGCCAAAUCUAUCUCCCCUGCUUUGAUUUUGGUCCCUCGGGUCAAACAGCACAUCCGCAGGAUGGUGUCUGUCAAGGCUAUACUUGUCGGUUGAAGACCCAGCAGCGGCACAAGUCCUUCGUCCGUCUUGAGGCUGUGGAACCUUCCCUGCAGAACUCUGUACACCACUUUUCGCUCAGAUCUGGUUUCACUAACAUGUGGACCAGGCUGGCGCGCAUCAACCACUACAAAUAUCAAGCGUGGACAGAGUUCAAGUUAAAGUUCAAAAGACGUGUUUCUGCAUAUGUAGCUGACUGGACUGAUCCGGUGAACCUAAAGUCCAGUGACCGAGCUCCUGGUUUAGGAGUUGAAGCUGUCGAACCACCUGGUUGGGCUGACAAGUUUUGUGAGGUAAAGGAUACUCUUAUGCAGGAAUUGAGUGUAAGAUGGUUUGGUACGGGAUUUGCAGGCCAUGGAUCGUCCAAGUCAAAGGGUUCCCAUGAAACCCACACUGGUGAUGUUGCCCUCUCCUCCUCUCUUCCAUAG
Lolium rigidum is the source of this 1827-nucleotide messenger RNA. Its product is annotated as glycosyltransferase family 92 protein At1g27200-like. The transcript has a single exon. The record is from RefSeq and is a predicted model, not a curated record. Bases 1 to 1827 code for a protein of 608 amino acids. NCBI's taxonomy places the organism in Eukaryota, Viridiplantae, Streptophyta, Magnoliopsida, Poales, Poaceae.